This is a messenger RNA of Staurois parvus, 648 nucleotides long. The record is from the annotation of a GenBank genome assembly. Lineage: Eukaryota; Metazoa; Chordata; Amphibia; Anura; Ranidae.
AUGGAUGGCAGUGAUGAUGACGAUGUCCCGGAACUCUCUGCGCACACUUUAGCAGCUUUGCAGGAGUUUUAUGCUGAGCAGGAGCAGCAAGAAUCUUUGAAGUCUGGACCUGACUAUGACCAGUUCUCAGUUGGGGCAGUUGAAGAAGACUGGCAGUUAAGUCAGUUUUGGUAUGACAAUGAAACUGCACUGUGUCUUGCCAAAGAAGCAUUGGAAGCCUCUGGUGAAAAUAGAAGGAUCGCCUGUAUCAGUGCUCCCAGCAUUUACCAGAAACUUAAAGGACUGGCUGGAGAUGACGUAUCCAUCUGUUUGCUGGAAUAUGAUAAAAGGUUCUCAGUCUAUGGUGAUGAUUUCAUCUUGUAUGACUACAAUAAUCCAUUGGACCUACCAGACAAGCUGCAGCCACAUAGCUGUGAUAUAGUAUUAGCAGAUCCACCAUACCUCUCUGAAGAGUGCUUAACUAAGACUGCUGAGACUAUCCAGUACCUGACUAAGGAGAAGAUCUUACUGUGCACAGGUGCUGUCAUGGAGGAUUUAGUGACAAAAAUACUUGGCUUGAAGGUGUGUAAAUUUAUCCCCAGACACACACGGUCACUAGCCAAUGAGUUCAGAUGUUAUUCCAACUAUGAGACAGGACUGGACUCCUAG